Cooperia oncophora is the source of this 1584-nucleotide messenger RNA. The record is from the annotation of a GenBank genome assembly. Lineage: Eukaryota; Metazoa; Nematoda; Chromadorea; Rhabditida; Trichostrongylidae.
AUGGGUGCCCUUUCAAAAUUCGACCAGGUGCGGCUGCUGGCUUCGACGCUCACCCUCAAGCAGUACGGACCUGGUCUCUGCGGUCUUGCUGCGUUUUUCGCUGUCAUCAAAUGGUACAGCAAGGCGGCCAAAGCCUCGCGAUCAAGGGCCAUCGUAACGAAAAGCGGUCGGCCUUCUUCGAAGGACAGAGCCCAUGUGGAUGGAGCAUUUAUCAAGAAACUCUGGCGUAUACUGAAGAUUAUCGUUCCUAGCCCAUUCAGCGCAGAGAUGUUCUACAUGCUAUUGGUGGCAGUAUCACUUCUUUGUAGAACUUAUGCUGACCUCUACAUGAUCAUCACUGCUACCGGAAUUGAGGCAUCUAUAAUCUCUCGCGAUAAGCUGCAGUUUCUGAUGAAAGUGGUGCAAUACGGAAUGGCUAUGCCAGCAAUUUCUUUUGGAAUCAGCGAGAUGAAGCUCCGGUUUCGUGAACGACUAACCAAACAUCUCUACAGCCAGUAUCUGAAGGGUUUCACCUUCUACAAGAUGUCAAAUCUGGACAAUCGAAUCCAAAACGCCGAUCAACUUCUUACCCAGGAUGUCGACAAAUUUUGUGACGGGCUUGUGGAGCUCUAUUCAAACCUCACUAAGCCUAUCGUCGACGUGUUACUUUAUGUAUCCCGUAUUGGAAGUGCACUGGGAUGGAGCGCUCCAGUGAUACUUUUCUCCUACCUUCUUGGAUCAGGCGUGUUCCUCACGUAUCUUAGGAGGCCGAUCGGUCGACUCACGGUGCAGGAACAGGCACUCGAGGGCGAAUUCAGAUUUGUUAACUCUCGCCUCAUAAUGAACAGUGAAGAGGUCGCAUUCUAUCAGGCAAGUAUUUUUACCGAAGCGCAAGGCAAUGACCGCGAAAGAACGACGCUCCUAGGCUCCUUCGCAAACUUGGUCAGUCACCUGAGGAAGGUGAUCCUGUUCAGGUUUUCCAUAGGAUUCGUAGACAAUAUCGUUGCUAAGUACGCGGCUACUGUAAUUGGAUGGUAUGCUGUUGGACGACCAUUCUUCGAUCAUAAAAACGAAUUUAUCAACGGGUUAAACAGAAACCAGCUCAUCCAGGAAUACUACAACUCUGGGCGAAUGAUGUUAAAACUAGCAGAAGCGCUCGGACGUUUGGCUCUGGCGGGUCGAGAAUUGACGCGACUCUCCGGGUUCACCACAAGAGUGGACACUCUAUUGAAUGUCCUCAAUGAUUUGACCAGUGGGUCAUACGAACGAACUAUGAUAACUGAUAAUAAUAGCGAGAUGAACGGUCUUGUUAAAAAUUGCUUAAGGCCUGGAGCAGGCGAGCUUAUAAUUCGUGAUAAUGUGAUCCGAUUCGAGGGGGUUCCCCUUGUCACGCCUAAUGGUGACGUCUUGAUCGAUAGGCUGGACUUCGAGGUACCAUCUGGAAGGAAUGUGUUGGUUUGUGGUCCAAAUGGGUGUGGCAAGAGCUCGUUGUUCCGAAUUCUUGGCGAGCUGUGGCCACUGUUUGGUGGACGGCUCACAAAACCAGCCAAAGGAAAGCUGUUCUACGUACCUCAAGUAAGCACUAAGAUAACUAUCAGCUGUUGA